This is a messenger RNA of Penicillium angulare, 1731 nucleotides long. Its product is annotated as Zn(II)2Cys6 transcription factor. Lineage: Eukaryota; Fungi; Ascomycota; Eurotiomycetes; Eurotiales; Aspergillaceae. Gene Ontology annotation, molecular function: DNA-binding transcription factor activity, RNA polymerase II-specific; DNA binding; zinc ion binding. The transcript has a single exon. The record is from RefSeq and is a predicted model, not a curated record. Gene Ontology annotation, biological process: DNA-templated transcription; regulation of DNA-templated transcription. Bases 1 to 1731 code for a protein of 576 amino acids.
AUGACCGAGCCGCAGGUUCCACAAGGCUCUCAGCUUUAUGAGAGCGCAAUAACCGACCCCACGUCUGCAAAACCGUCCCCUUCUUUAUUGGCCUGUCUGCUUUGUCGCCAUAAGCAUCUCAAAUGUGAUGGCAAAACUCCCGUUUGUGGUCGGUGUUCCCUAACGGGCGCCGAUUGCCAAUAUGCAAAAUCUCGUCGAGGUUAUCAAGGCCAUUCUAAAAAACGACGUGCGCAAGAGCCUUCCCCAGAUAACCUGCUCGUGGAGACCCCGGAUAUGGCCAAUACUGUGGGUUGGAGUGCUCCAAACAGCUUUCAGUAUAUAUCUGCCGUGCCUGUAUCUUCCUCGGGAUCUACGAGCCCUAGUGUAAACGACACGUCUAUCAUAAUGGCUCCGCCUGUCACUAGGCCCGCGACCGGGCCACUGACCCCAGAUUCGUCCUCGUCGAUCGCAGGUGACGGCUAUCUGCUCGAUAUCUACUAUACCUACUUUAAUCCGGCACAUCCCAUCCUCCCCCCAUUACGAUUCUUAUUUCGUUCUCCCUUCCCGCUUUAUCUGGAGCAGGUGAUGAAAUUCAUCGCUUCUCACUUCACCCCGGCAGCUUCAAGUGAGACUUAUCGUCCCACCGUGGUCUCCGUGGUUUGGGAGCAAGCACCCUCAGUAGAAAAGGUCCAAGCGCUUCUCCUGCUUGCCAUUGUUCUGCACUCUCGGAAUGAAAGAGGCGAAGCGGGCGAAUGUCUCGCUGCCGCCGUCAAUGUGGCAUUCGAGCUUGGGAUGAACCUAGCAACAUACCCCGAGGUCGCGAGUAAUGGGGACCCAAUUCGUGCAGAAUGCCUUCGCCGAACUUGGUGGGAACUGUUCAUAAUUGAGGGUAUGCUUACAGCUCUAGGGGUGCAGCAAGUCUAUCGCACCAACCUGGUUCCUCUUGAAGUACCGCUGCCUUGCGAAGAACGCAUUUACCAGGAUGGCCUCACCCCGCCACCGCCGCCUACCAUUGCUCAGUUUGACGAGCGUGUUUUUGCUGAUGAAGAGCGGGACUUUUCAUCCUAUUCAUAUCGUAUCGAAGCAGUGCGAAUCCUUGGCCGGGUGGUUGCCACGCAGGAUAUAGUGGAGGGGCAGCAAGAUCAUGUCGAAGCUAUUGAUGCGCGUAUUGCCAGCUGGUUUCAUCAUCUACCGGAAUCUAAGUCGGAACUCAUGCGACCAGAUGGUUCCGUCGACGAAAUAAUGUUCCAGGCAACAAUGAUAAUUAACGGUGCCUCCAUCUAUCUUAACUUUCCACGGUCCGAUCUCUUGUCCUCCCCUGCCGUUGCUGCAGAGGUGAUAUGCGGCCAAGCGGGCCCGAUUAGCAUUCCUGCGUUCUCCCAUCAUGUUCAUGCUAUGAAGGCCGUCAAAGCGGCCAGUAAGCUUUCAACCCUGGCAGCCCUCCGUUUGCCAGUUGAACGCCAUACUCCAUUUUUCAUAUGCGCUCUUACACUCAGCUCCAUUGUUCAGCUGGCCGCGUGCUCCGUCAAAGCUGGUCAGAUGCCCGAUCCCAGUCGCGAUCGUAUUGGCCUCACCAUCGGUGUGUUCAAAACCUUGGCGCGGACCUGGGCUAUUUCACAGUCAAUCAUGCGCCAAAUAAAAGCCGUGGCCCGUGAUGUUUUGGAGCUAGGUGUACGACCAACAAUGGAUCAAAUUGACAUAACCUCGAUCCUCGACAAUGGGCUGUUUUGGCCGCGGGACGGCCCCAGUUGA